Molecule: messenger RNA, 1442 nt
Organism: Nothoprocta perdicaria
Lineage: Eukaryota; Metazoa; Chordata; Aves; Tinamiformes; Tinamidae
Product: store-operated calcium entry regulator STIMATE
Exons: 11
Coding region: 1-1104 (367 amino acids)
Biological process (GO): chondrocyte proliferation; chondrocyte differentiation; activation of store-operated calcium channel activity
Cellular component (GO): cortical endoplasmic reticulum; nucleus; membrane
Molecular function (GO): calcium channel regulator activity
Source: RefSeq, a predicted model, not a curated record
AUGGGGGCUCCCAACGGCAGCCUCGGCCUCACCGGCUCGCCGCCGCGGCCCGGCGAGCGCGGCUGCGAGAACGGCGCCUUCAUGGGCUCCUUCGGCAUCUUCCUGCAGGGGCUCCUGGGCGUCGUGGCCUUCAGCACCCUCAUGCUAAAACGCUUCAGAGAACCAAAGCAUGAAAGGCGUCCUUGGAGGAUAUGGUUUUUAGACACUUCCAAGCAAGCCAUAGGGAUGUUGUUCAUCCACUUUGCAAAUGUGUAUCUAUCAGACCUUACAGAAGAAGACCCCUGUUCACUGUACCUUAUAAACUUCUUGUUAGAUGCCACGCUCGGAAUGCUGUUAAUCUACGCAGGGAUUCGGGCAGUCAGCAGCCUUGUGGAUUGGCAGCAGUGGGAGUCCCUUCGCUUUGGUGAAUAUGGUGACCCGCUGCAGUGCCGUGCUUGGAUGGGCCAGUGUAUUCUGUACAUCCUGAUCAUGAUGUUUGAGAAAACUGUCAUCAUUAUAGUGCUUCUGAUACCUCAGUGGAAAGAGGUAGCUUUAUUGAAUCCUAUAGAGAAUCCUCAGUUGGAGCUGGCUAUCGUCAUGCUGAUAGUUCCCUUCUUUGUUAAUGCAUUAAUGUUCUGGGUAGUAGAUAACUUUCUUAUGAAGAAAGGGAAGACAAAAGCUAAGAUGGAAGAAAAGGAAGCAGGACAAGAUUCAAGAAAUGGAAGUAAAGUCCGAUACAGAAGAGCAGCAUCACAUGAAGAAUCAGAGUCAGAAAUCCUCAUUUCGGCAGAUGAUGAAAUGGAGGAAUCUGAUGCUGAGGAAGACCUGCGCAGACUGACCAACUUAAAGCCCAUCAAGAAAAAGAAGCAUCGUUUUGGUCUGCCUGCCUGGGCAGAGCCGACCCCUGUGAAGAAGAAGCGUCCUCCAGUGAAGGAGGAAGAUCUCAAAGGAGCCAGAGGAAACCUUUCCAAAAACCAGGAAAUUAAAUCCAAAACCUACCAAGUCAUGAAGCAGUGCGAGCAAAUGGGCUCAGUGGCACCUUCCAUAUUCAGCCGAGAUCGGACCGGGGGUGAAACAGUCUUUGAGAAGCCUAAAGAAGAGCCGGCCAAGAGCGUCUUUGGCUGACAGCUGAGCUGCAUGUGCCCCGCUUGGGUCACUGUUACAACAGUUAUCUAGAUUGCUUUAAACUCACUGCAGAGCUAAGUAGUUAAUUUCUACUCUUAAGCCAUUAAAUAGGGGAAGGACUUGUGUCUAAGGGUACAACUUUUUAUUUUUUAUUAUGUUUUCUAUGUGUUGGAUGGUGUUUGUUGUGAUGGUUUAAUGAAAAGAGAUCAGGCACAGCUUGGCAUGCGGUAGUGACCGAUUUGAGCUUAUGCUUAAGGGAAUUCUGUGGACUUUUUGGCAUUAAAGCUAUGAUCUAGUCUAACUGUCAUAUGCAAAGAAUAAAUAUUYGGAAGAUGUGG